This is a messenger RNA of Ochotona curzoniae (black-lipped pika), 881 nucleotides long. It is a transcript of the gene ARPC3, whose product is annotated as actin related protein 2/3 complex subunit 3. NCBI's taxonomy places the organism in Eukaryota, Metazoa, Chordata, Mammalia, Lagomorpha, Ochotonidae. Gene Ontology annotation, cellular component: cytoskeleton; Arp2/3 protein complex. The coding region runs from base 103 to 639 and encodes 178 amino acids. The record is from RefSeq and is a predicted model, not a curated record. The transcript is spliced from 7 exons. Gene Ontology annotation, molecular function: actin filament binding. Gene Ontology annotation, biological process: Arp2/3 complex-mediated actin nucleation; regulation of actin filament polymerization.
UUCCGGUUCGCUUCCGCCUACCGCGCCCGGGGCCCCCAGAGCGGAAGCACCGCGCUCCCUCCCAAAGCUGCGCCUGUGGGUGGAAACUCGGGAGCUGCCAAGAUGCCGGCUUACCACUCUUCUCUCAUGGAUCCGGACACCAAGCUCAUCGGAAACAUGGCGCUGUUACCCAUCAGAAGUCAGUUCAAAGGACCUGCCCCCAGAGAGACAAAAGAUACAGAUAUUGUGGAUGAAGCGAUCUAUUACUUCAAAGCCAAUGUCUUCUUCAAAAACUAUGAAAUUAAGAAUGAAGCUGAUAGGACCCUGAUAUAUAUAACUCUCUACAUCUCUGAGUGUCUGAAGAAACUCCAAAAGUGCAAUUCUAAAAGCCAAGGCGAAAAAGAAAUGUAUACACUGGGAAUCACAAAUUUUCCCAUUCCUGGAGAGCCAGGAUUUCCACUGAAUGCAAUUUAUGCCAAACCUGCGAACAAGCAGGAAGAUGAGGUGAUGCGAGCCUACUUGCAGCAGCUGAGGCAGGAGACUGGGCUGCGACUUUGUGAGAAGGUGUUUGACCCUCAGAAUGAUAAGCCCAGCAAGUGGUGGACUUGCUUUGUGAAGAGACAGUUCAUGAACAAGAGUCUCUCAGGACCUGGGCAGUGACGGAAGCCUGGGCAGCCGCCGUCUACAGAGCUGCGGGCCACAUUGUACAGCGAGAUGUACGCAGUCCUUGGCCUUGACCACGUUAUGUUUUAUGCAGAAAACAGCAGAGAGCAUGUCUUUACUUGAGAAAUGCUUGAUCAAGAAGGGCUUGGGGCGGGAAUUGUCAAAGGGUCAUUUGGAAUCUUCUGCAGUAUUAAGCUGGUGCUUAAUACGAAUAAAUAAUAAAGACAUUUCUAACAUUC